Messenger RNA from Phytophthora infestans T30-4, 846 nucleotides. RefSeq lists its product as uncharacterized. The transcript has 2 exons. The coding region runs from base 165 to 671 and encodes 168 amino acids. The record is from RefSeq and is a predicted model, not a curated record. NCBI's taxonomy places the organism in Eukaryota, Oomycota, Peronosporomycetes, Peronosporales, Peronosporaceae.
GGUACCAGCAACAGUUGCAGCAGCAGCUGCAGGCGCAGCACGCGCACCGAGAGCACAAGAUCGAGGGAGUCAGUAUGCCAACGUAUCACGGCCGUCCUCAUGAAUCUGUGGAUGAAUUCAUUUUCCGGGCAAAGCUAUUCAUGCAGGGGAAAUGCAUCGACUUUAUGAAUCCCCAGAACGGCCCUCGGGUCGUGGCUAUGUUAGCUGCCAAUUUCCGUGACGGUGCAGCGUCAUGGUAUCACGCCAAGGUCAUGGUAGAGCACGUAGCUUACCACACUCUCGAUGAGCUGCAUGGUGCGCUAGCGGCUGAGUUCGUGCCUCCGGACCAGCAAUUUCGUCUACGUGCUGAGUUGCACCAGUGUCAGCAGCGUGGUUCUGUCGAUGACUACGUUAAGGAUUUCCGUCGGUUGAUGGCCCAGAUUCACCGAAUGCAUGCGCUGGACCAGGUAAACCAUUUCUGUGAAGGUCUGAAGUCAGAGACAAAAAAGGAUGUCAUGUACCUGCGCUGUGCGACGCUUGCAGAUGCUAUUGCCGCUGCGCAAGCAUACGAACGAACGCACUUUUCGGAUAGUCGACAGAUUGACAAGCGUACAUGCCGGGAGCGUAAUCAGUGCUUCUAUUGCAAAGAAGUGAGGCAUCGGAUUGCCAGCUGCCCACGCAGAAACGGCUAAAACAGGGGACGCGCGCAGGGAAAUGGCGUGGCUCGGCAGAUGUAAGUGGAGUAUCUGUCGAGCCGGCAACGCAAGAAUCUCCUGCAAGGUGCGAGGCAUCAUCAAUUGAGAUCAUGGAUAUCUCUACCGUUUCAGUUGGACCCAGCACACCGUUUAUUAAGACGGUGUACAUCGC